GAACCACCAACUUUAGGUCGCCCUUCACUUUCAAAGUCUUUCCUUUCGUAUUUUGAAGAAAACCGUUCCAGCGUCGCCCAGCUCUGCACUACUUCUGUAAUUCGUCGCGUAAUCUUGUCACAAUGGUCAACGCUCAAUGUCCGAUUUGCACUGAUUCCUAUCCUUUGGAAUCCUUUCUCUUCCUCGCGUGUGGACAUGGAUGCUGUGAUAGUUGCACGAAUAACUACAAGGGCAAAGUCUGCUCCAUAUGCAGAAAGGCUAAGGGUUCUGUUGAGCCUCAUCAAAUAUAUUUCACAGUCGUGGACGAUAGCCUCGAAGGAAAAGUGUUAUACAAUGCUGGAAAGCUUGAGAGUUUGGACUCCCUUUCGGAGCCGAGACAUAUUGCUGCCACUGCAGACAGUUUAAGGCAGAUAGUAAAAGAUACUCCUCUGGACGACAGUUUGAUAUCUCGCCUGAUCCAAGCUGCGGAUAACCUCGAAGAACGGUUACCAAUAUACGAUCAACUUGAGGCUGAACGACGUAAUAGCGCCACUUUGAAGGCCCGUAUCAACGAAUUGGACCAGAACCUUCUCGUCGUACAAGAAUGCUGCUCGGACAUCGAGAGGCAGCGCGAAGACGCACUACACAAGUGCGAAGUCUUGUUUCAAGACUCGAAGAGACGCAUCUCUCGCGAGCAGACCCAAAAGGAGUUCCUUGACCAAAGGGCCAAGCAGCAAAAGAAGGAGAUGGAAAGGGAAAUUGCGAGGCUGACUUCAUUGUGUCUCGAGAAAGAGAAGCAGAUAAAACUGGAGAAGAAGAAAUCAAGAGCAUUGGCCCGGCAGUAUACCCGCCAAAGUGUAGAAGACAACGAUGACUCUUUAAUCGUGACUAUGGAUUAGCUUCUUGAAUCUUCAGUGCGAUCAAUAUGAACUCGUUUAUAUUCCCUCUGUUCCUUGGAUACCAACUUUGUAAUAAUUUCAGUCA
Molecule: messenger RNA, 963 nt
Organism: Desarmillaria tabescens
Lineage: Eukaryota; Fungi; Basidiomycota; Agaricomycetes; Agaricales; Physalacriaceae
Exons: 5
Coding region: 123-878 (251 amino acids)
Source: RefSeq, a predicted model, not a curated record